This is a messenger RNA of Prorocentrum cordatum, 459 nucleotides long. NCBI's taxonomy places the organism in Eukaryota, Dinophyceae, Prorocentrales, Prorocentraceae. The record is from the annotation of a GenBank genome assembly.
AUGAGAGGCCUGCUGUUGUCGGAGUACUUGCUCCACCUCGCGGCGCUCAGCUACCCCAUGCUGCUCUACCGGCCCCAGGUGGUGGUAACGGCAGUGGUGGCGCUCACGCACAGCUCGCUCGGAGAGGUAUCGGGCGCGGUCGCCGGUUGGCAACAACGGCUGCUGCGCCACGCGAAGGUGACGCGGGAGGAGGUCGUUCCUUGCCUGCGGGCUGUGGCUUCGCUGCACGCCAGCGCGCGUCAGGGGAGCUUGGCGCUCAAGGGCGACAACGGGAAGAUUUUGUCGGCAUUCCGGAAGUUUUCGAGGCGCGACAUGCAGGAAGUCGCGAAAUUGCAGCUGGCGCCGCCAGCUUCCGCUCUGCUUCCGCAGUUGGGUGGGGGCGUGCUGACUCCCGAGCGUACCCAGCUGUGCGCGAACGAGCCGUCAGAUUCCGAGAUCGAUGUUGACAUCGAUGGUUGA